AUGGGCUUCAUCACCAACCCCAAGGAUGGACAAUCCGACGACUCCAGCAUCAACAGCAGCGAGCUGCAGUACACGGCGCAGGCCGGUGCUAAUUCCUCCCUCCCGACAUACCAGGAGGCCAGUGGUGCCCCUAUCGAGGUCAACUCGCCGCUGGGAUACUCUGUCGGGUGGGUGACCGUCAUCUUUCUGAACCUGAGCAAGAUGAUCGGGACGGGUGUUUUCUCAACCCCCGCGGCUGUCUUCAAAGGGGCCGGCUCCGUGGGCCUCGCCUUGUUCUACUGGGUCAUUGGGUUCUUCAUGGCAGGAAGCUCGCUGGCCGUGUACCUGGAAUUCUCCUCGUACUUCCCCAGUCGCUCCGGGUCGGAGGUGGUGUAUCUCGAGCAGUCCUAUCCGCGACCCAAGUACUUCUUCCCAACAGUAUUUGCGAUGCAGUCGGUGCUGUUCUCGUUCAGCAGCAGCAAUGCCAUUGUGUUGGCACAGUAUCUCUUUCGACUUGCCGAGGCCGAAUCCACGCCGUGGAAACUGAAGGGAGUUGCCGUUGCGUCCUACACCGUUGCCGUCUUAGUGCUGGCAUUCAAUACAAAGUGGUCUCUACGGGUGUCCAAUGCCAUUGGCUUUGUCAAAUUGGUCACUCUGAUCUUUAUUGCCAUCACCGGCUUGGUUGUCCUCGGCGGCAAGACGUCCAUCAAAGACCCCAAGGCCAACUUCCGCAAUGCGUUCGAAGGCAGCCACCAGGCCUCGGUGUAUGGAGCGACAAACGCCCUGGUGAAGGUGGCUUUCUCGUACGCAGGGUUCGAGAAUGCAUUCAACGUGGUGAACGAAGUCAAGAACCCCGUCAAAACCCUCCGCUGGAGCGCUCCGAUCUCCCUACUGCUUGUGGCCACCCUGUACAUUCUCGCCAAUAUCGCCUACUUCUCCGCUGUCACGAAGGACGAGAUCCUCAAUUCUAAGGUCGUCGCCGCAAGUAUCUUCUUCCAAAAGGUGUUCGGAACGAGCGGUGCAUCUCGCGCAUUGAACAUCCUGAUCUGCCUGAGUGCGUUUGGAAAUCUGCUUGCGGUGCUCAUCGGACAAUCGCGACUUCUCAGAGAGUGUGGACGACAAGGUGUUCUCCCGUGGACUAGGUUCUGGACCUCUACACGCCCCUUCGGCACACCCCUCGGCCCCUACGCGCUGAAAUGGGCCCUAACCAUCAUCAUGAUCCUUGCUCCGCCGGCUGGUGAUGCCUUCAACUUCGUCGUGGAUCUUGGUGUUUAUCCCGUCAACGCAUUCGCCUUCCUCCUCGCGAUCGGGCUCCUUCUCACCCGUCGUCACCGCACAAAGAACAAUAUCCCACCAUCGGACUACCGCGCCUGGGACGUUGUCGUGGGCUUCUCGAUCCUGUCGAACGUUUACAUGCUUGUGGCCCCGUGGUAUCCGCCCGCCACCGGUGCGAAUGGUGGAGAUGUGAGUUUCUGGUACGCGACGUAUUGUGCUGUUGGGUUGGGAAUUAUCGGUCUUUGUGGGGUGUACUACUAUGUCUGGAUCAAGGUGCUGCCUCGCUACGGAGGAUACGUGUACCGGCAGACUAUCCUGAACAUGGAUGAUGGGGCCACGGCGCAUCAGCUCGUCAAAGUCCCCAAGGACCAAGUCGCCAAAUGGGACGCCGAGCAUGAUGCUACAGGCCGGGAGAAGGAGCCGGAGGCAAUCAGCAGCGCCGUGGACAUCAAAGUCAGCACCAAGCAUGAAAUCGGUGUCUAG
This is a messenger RNA of Aspergillus clavatus NRRL 1, 1737 nucleotides long. RefSeq names its product high affinity methionine permease. Gene Ontology annotation, biological process: amino acid transmembrane transport. The transcript is spliced from 9 exons. Gene Ontology annotation, cellular component: membrane. Bases 1 to 1737 code for a protein of 578 amino acids. The record is from RefSeq and is a predicted model, not a curated record. Lineage: Eukaryota; Fungi; Ascomycota; Eurotiomycetes; Eurotiales; Aspergillaceae. Gene Ontology annotation, molecular function: L-amino acid transmembrane transporter activity.